AUGCGUGUGGUCUGUAAACAAGGGACCGGUUGGAGACAGGCACUUCCUCUCUACGAGGGGUUCUUGGAGCUUGCUCUGGAGCAAGCGCGGGCAACGACCAGCCCGUUGGAAGAAACCCAAGCAGGUCGUGCGGACGUAGUACCCGUACCUCUGUUGCGACAGAGGCAGCAACUACACCGUCUGAAGGAGGUCGCUCCGGGGUGGGAAGACGUGUGCCAGGCUGCGCUCGAAGCCUGCAACAUUGGGGGGCAGUGGGAGGCUGCUCUAAAAGUUCUUAGUGUUUUGCGUGCGGGUGGGGGGGGGGCGGAGCUGAGUGAGGCGGCUUACACUGAAGCAAUCGAAGUGUGCGGCAAAGGUAGAGCGUGGGAUAUGGUACUUCUCCUGGUGGCCGAGAUGUCCAGCGACGAGAUCCCCAUGACGGCUGCAACCUUCGAGACUGCUCUGAAGGGGUGUGCUGCAACUGGUGCAUGGAGCUGGGCCCUGUCACUACUAAGGUGCAUGUCGACGUCCACAAAUGGUCCAAACGGCAUCCCUUUGAACGCGGCGCACUAUCUCGACGCUCUGCGUUCGUGCGCCGGAGUAGUAGACAAGCCUGGCGGGCCCAAGGCUCAGGCGGCCGCGAAAGCUGCCCUGGGUCUUCUUCAAGAUGUUCGGGAGAACGGCUGGUUGGUCGGGCAGCAAGGAGAAGAUCUUGUGUAUUGUGCAAUGAAGACUCAAGCUGCGGCGAGAGAUGCAUGGGGCGCCCUCGCUCUGCUCGAUCAGGAUGACGGACUACCUCGGAGCGUUAUGUUGAGAACCGGCGCAAUGCAGGCGUGCAGUGGUGCUGGAGAAUGGCGUGCUGCUCUGUCUAUUCUCGAGGACAUGCAGGCUGAGGGUUUGCGUCCGAAUGGCGCUGCAUACGUCGCCGCAAUGGAGGCGUGUGCUCGCGGCGGUGUAAUGGAUCUGGCGUUGGAGCUCCUAGACAGGGUUUUGAUGUUUCACCCUCGAGACGAGAGGACAGUAACCGCGGCCUUUCACGGUGCGAUUAAGGCUUGUGGGAAUGGGGGACAGUGGGAAGAGGCAACUUCCCUUCUCCAAAGGAUGCGACAAGACUCUCUGGCUGUCGUGACAUCAAGAGAGUACAACGCGGCCAUCAUGGCGUGCUGUCGGGCGCAGCAGUCUGUCGCCGCUCUCACUCUAUUGGGCGACAUGUCGGUGGAAUCAGAACACUGCAGUGCCGACGAAACGAGCUACGUCCUUGUGAUGCGGGCGUUCGGACGGGAAGGGAGGUGGCGGACGGUCAUUGAUCUGAUGGGGAGCCUGAAAGAGGAGGCCGGCUUGGUACCGACCGUAUCCAGCUACAACGUCGUUAUAGAGGCUUUGGCGAAGGCUGGGGAGUGGAUGAAAGCUCUCGAAAUGCUAGCAGAGAUGAAGCAAGAAAGAGUCCGACCUACUGAGUUCACGUACAGCCGCUGCAUGGCAGCGUGCGAAAAGAGUGGAGAGUGGGAGCGCACUCUCCUGCUCUUGGCCGACAUGAAGGAACAAGAGGAUCUCGUGCCUGAUAGUUAUAUCUUCAGCACAGCAAUGGUGGCAUGCUCUAAAGCGGGACGACUGGACGACGUCCUCGGCAUUCUGCAGGAAAUGCGGGAAAUGUCCGCCACUAGCGGGCCUAACCUCGUGCUUUACAACAUUGCAAUUGGCUCUUGUGCGCGUGCGAGGGACUGGCCAAGGAUGCUGGAAGAGAUGGACAGGAUGAGGCGGGAAGACAUCGAGCCCGAAGAGAGCACCUUUGCCGCCCCCCUCGACACCUGCGGUAGGACCGGCAACCUGCCGAUGGCCCUCGAGCUUCUCGACCGCAUGCGCGAGGACGGCAUCAAGCCGGGAGUCGUAACGUAUGGUUAUGUUGUCGCGGCGGCAUGUCGGGCCGGCGAACGGACAUCGGCGGCGCUUCUGUUGGACGAAAUGGAAGCGGCGGGUCACCCGCCGAACGAGAGGACCUACGGCGUGGCAGCCUUGGCUUGUCGCGAGGGAAACAACGCUGACGCGGCGAUUGACUUGCUGCGACGCAGGCAGAUGCAGGGGCUGCCGCCGGAUGCGCUGAUUUUGAGCUGUGCGGUGCAGGCGUGCUCGAAUGCGGGGAAUAUGCAGCGCGGCUUGGAGCUCAUCACAGAAAUGAAGAGCGCUGGGUUUUCCCCCGACAGGGCAUUUUACCAUAGCGUGAUUGCGGGGAUAAACGCCUCCCUUGCUAGUCGGUUGUAACGCACCGAUGGCGAUGUAAAGAGUCUUGGAACAGUGUCAAGGUCGGUGCACCUCGUUUGCUGAUAUCAAGGCACUGGAAUGUAGGUAUGUGUUUAAUUUUGCAACCCUCGUCGCUGUUGCACUUCAAUACGUUGCACGCUUGUUUGGGGUUGCUCGUCGGUGCAUUAAUAGACUACAUACAAUGUUGAGUGAAGUGUGGUCGGCGAUUUCUCGUGUUGUCUUGGGAUGUUGUGAGACGAUUGAUAUUAAUGUUACACCCAAAAUCCCAUGAAUUUGUAUCAAUCAGUUCGAGAGGGACGUUUCUACGUACGCACAGCUCGCGUCGUUCCCGAGCUUUUUGCUCUCGCAAAAAAGAAGCAUGUUCGGUGUUGGAGGAUUGGUUCAGAAAACGCUCCCGAUCCCCCGAUCAGUGUUGAAGGAUUGGCACAUUGGCACUGGUUUUCUCUUUUUCUCUCUUUUUUUCUCUCUUUGUCUGUGUCAGAUGGCCUUGUCUCUGCUUGCGUUGUGAAGUACCAAGAUUGAACCAAGGGGGUGUACCUCUUUCUCUCUGGCCCGUCAUGCCGACUCCUAGUCUCAGUUGUUUCCUCGCAUUGCGCGCAGAGGGAGCGGAGGACUCCAGAAUAUCUGUCGUUGAUUUCUAUUUGACUUGCGGACCCCUCGGGGCCAGUUUAUUUGAGUGUACUUUUUUUAAGGGUAAGUUAGCCUGUGACCACGGGAAUCGACCGCGUCAAGUGUUGGAUAGUGCGGACAUAUGAAGGUACUGGGUAGAGAGAGAUCGGAACGGUUUUGAAUGUGAAGAC
Molecule: messenger RNA, 3038 nt
Organism: Ectocarpus siliculosus
Lineage: Eukaryota; Phaeophyceae; Ectocarpales; Ectocarpaceae
Source: the annotation of a GenBank genome assembly